Mangifera indica (mango) is the source of this 1084-nucleotide messenger RNA. Its product is annotated as L-ascorbate peroxidase, cytosolic-like. The transcript has 10 exons. Lineage: Eukaryota; Viridiplantae; Streptophyta; Magnoliopsida; Sapindales; Anacardiaceae. Bases 140 to 898 code for a protein of 252 amino acids. Gene Ontology annotation, biological process: hydrogen peroxide catabolic process; cellular response to oxidative stress; response to reactive oxygen species. Gene Ontology annotation, molecular function: peroxidase activity; heme binding. The record is from RefSeq and is a predicted model, not a curated record.
ACCUUCUCGUUCUUCUCCAGCCUAUAUCAUCACCCUCAUUUCCUCUCACUGAGCUUGUGCUCUACCCGUGCUAGUGGUUCUAAGGUCUCUUUUUAUCUUAUCAUUUCACUGUAUCAGCUUCCUUGAAUCAUUCGAGAAGAUGACCAAGAAUUACCCAACUGUUAGCGCUGAAUACCAGAAGGCCGUUGAGAAAUGCAAGAAGAAGCUCAGAGGUUUAAUAGCUGAGAAGAACUGUGCUCCUAUCAUGCUUCGUAUAGCAUGGCACUCAGCUGGUACUUUUGAUGUGAAGACGAGGACAGGCGGUCCAUUCGGAACCAUGAAGUUUGCUGCUGAGCUGGCUCACAGCGCAAACAAUGGUCUCGAUAUUGCCGUCAGGCUUUUGGAGCCGAUCAAGGAGCAGUUUCCAAUCCUCACCUAUGCUGACUUCUAUCAGUUGGCCGGUGUUGUUGCUGUUGAGGUCACUGGUGGGCCUGAAAUUCCUUUCCAUCCCGGAAGAGAGGAUAAGCCUGAGCCACCUCCAGAAGGACGUCUUCCUGAUGCCACCAAGGGCUCUGAUCACUUGAGGGAUGUCUUUGGCACCAUGGGCCUCAGUGACCAGGAUAUUGUUGCUCUCUCUGGUGGCCACACUCUGGGAAGGUGCCACAAGGAGAGGUCUGGAUUUGAGGGACCUUGGACUGCUAACCCUCUAAUCUUUGAUAACUCCUACUUCAAGGAACUUUUGGAGGGAGAGAAGGAAGGGCUUCUCCAAUUGCCUUCUGACAAGGCCCUUCUGACCGACCCUGUUUUCCUACCAUUGGUCGAAAAAUAUGCUAAGGAUGAGGAUGCAUUCUUUGCUGAUUAUGCAGAGGCUCAUCUUAAGCUCUCUGAGCUCGGAUUUGCCGAAGCUUGCUAUGCAUAAAUAUUGGGAUGAUGCCAAAACCUGAGCUCCGUGUCUCUGAUGUUUGAAUGUUUUUGAUUUCUCAAAAGAUUAGAAUAGAUUUUGAGGAAUGUUGGCUGAAGUUGGUGGUUGUGUUUAGCUAUAAUAUGUUUAAAGAGACUCAUCUUCUCCUUGUAUUGAUUAAUAAUACAAAUCUCUUUCUUGCAA